Messenger RNA from Nestor notabilis (Kea), 1386 nucleotides. RefSeq names its product osteoclast stimulatory transmembrane protein (gene OCSTAMP). The transcript is spliced from 2 exons. The record is from RefSeq and is a predicted model, not a curated record. Gene Ontology annotation, cellular component: membrane. NCBI's taxonomy places the organism in Eukaryota, Metazoa, Chordata, Aves, Psittaciformes, Psittacidae. The coding region runs from base 1 to 1386 and encodes 461 amino acids.
AUGAGAGCCCGUGUCUACUGUGAAGACUUUCUGUUCCCAAGGGUGCGCAGGACUGUGGCAGACCUAUGGUCAGUUUACUCCAAGCCUGUCCCAGCAAAUGGCAGAGAGGUGUGGACCUUGUUUCUGCAGUGUUCCUGCAUUACAGCAGUGAUAGGAGGCCUCUUUUAUAACUGGAUGUUUGCUUCCCUGGAGUACUCCUGGCAUCUCUCCAUUGCAAUGGCCAUCUCCUUCAGUCUGCUCCUUCUCCUGACCCUUUUUUUGGUGCAUCCUGCACGUUGUGUCUUCAGCAUCAUCAUGCCUACGUUAGGUACCAAACAAGGCCGGAAGCUUCUCUUGUCAACCUGCGUUAUGAUAGUAGUGGUUAACAUAACACCCAACAUCAUAAGCAACAUUAAGACCAUAUUGCAAGUUAUUAAGUGCAUCUGCAAGAAUUCCUCUGAGAGUCUUUUGAACUCAACUGCUCUGCUAGAGACAGUUACCUCGGAGUUUGGGGAUGCAAUCCAAGAAACAGUUCAUUCCAUUAAUAUCUAUAAGCCUAUGAAUGGACAUUUUCAGUUUUCAUUGCUUAAGAACAGCUCCUUGAUUUACCAAAAAAUGCAUCUUGCUGGUGAGAAAAUUGGGAGGGACUUUUUGGCUGUUGAGUUACUGGUCAAAGAUGCUGUACGAGUAGGCAACAAGGUGGUUGCUGGCUUCUCCAUGCUCUAUCUCUGUUUUGAGUCCGCCUGCUAUUUGAAAAAUUAUCUCACCAACCUCCACUUUGACAAUUUUUACAUCACCAAGAAGCUGGAACAUUUAGCUGUGGACAGAAAAGCAGCUCAUCUGCUGGUGAGCUCAUCCAAAACCCUCAUUCGACCAACAGGCUUGAAACUGUCCCGGGAAGAAGUGAUGCUGUGCCUUGUGCAAGCCGUGCUCCUCACUGUGGCCCUGAUGCUGAUGCUGGUGGUCGUGGCCAUGGACCACUUCGCAUUCAGCAUUGGAGACACUGCAGUGAGAAAGGCAUCUCAGUUCUCUGUGGUGCCUGUUGCUCUUAGCAUCAAAUACAGUGCUAAAAUAGGAUUCGUGCCCUUUCUUUCAAAAAUUCCAGGCAUUCCUUACCAAGAAACACCACUUCAGGACUUUGAAAGAAGCUACCACCAUUACCUGAUCUUCAGCUCUGCCCAUUGCAGGAUCAGCCCCCCAACACCUCCCAACACCUCUGUGCUGAUCGUCAUGGGGCUGCUCUUCUGCAUCCUCUACACCACCAUAUUCCUGGAAACCUACGCGCGUCGCCUGUGCAGAACAAUUGUAGCCUCCUUCUUUGAGAGCUGGGAGGAGAAGCGGGUGCUUCACCUCUACAAGAAGCUGUGCAGGAAGCACCAGGAGGACCAAAACUGUGAGAGAAACUAA